This is a messenger RNA of Zingiber officinale, 1497 nucleotides long. RefSeq names its product chaperone protein dnaJ 10-like. The record is from RefSeq and is a predicted model, not a curated record. The transcript has 10 exons. Lineage: Eukaryota; Viridiplantae; Streptophyta; Magnoliopsida; Zingiberales; Zingiberaceae. Bases 184 to 1197 code for a protein of 337 amino acids.
CCGAUUCGCCCAUUCUUUUCGCUUGUUCUAUCGUGUUGCUUAAUCUCCUCGAAAGAUCCUCUCUUCGCCUUCGAAGCUUCGUCGAUUUGUUCUGGUUUCAGUCAAAUCCACCCGGAUCCUGUUGCCUCCCUUCUCUUUCGCCCCUUUUGAAAUUUUCCUUUGAGAUAGGUGUAAUUAGGAAUCAUGGUGAAAUCUACCGAGUUCUAUGAUAUAUUGGGUGUUAGCAUAGACGCGUCUUCUUCUGAGAUCAAGAAGGCCUAUUACCUUAAGGCAAGAUUGGUGCACCCAGAUAAAAAUCCCGGAGAUCCACAAGCUGCUCAUAACUUUCAGAUACUUGGCGAGGCUUAUCAAGUCUUGAGUGAUCCUGUGAAACGUGAAGAGUAUGACAAGCAUGGAAAGGAAGGUCUUUCCCAAGAUUCCAUGGUAGAUCCUGGUACUGUCUUUGGAAUGAUGUUUGGAAGUGAUUUCUUUGAGGAUUAUAUUGGACAACUGGCUUUAGCAACCAUUGCUUCUGUAGAAGCAGAAGAAGAAUCAAAUAUUUCAGACAACAGAAGACAAAGAGUGCAAGAGAGAAUUAAGGAACUACAAAGAGAAAGAGAACAGAAACUAAUCCAAACUCUGAAAGAUCAUCUUCAUCUCUAUGUGUCAGGACAAGAAAAUGAAUUUGUGAAUUGGGCAAACUCUGAAGCAAGUCGUCUAUCCCAAGCUGCUUUUGGGGAGCCUAUGCUCCACACUAUUGGUUAUAUAUAUGCUAGACAAGCCGCUAGAGAAAUUGGAAAGAGCAAGCGAUACAUGGGCGUGCCAUUUAUAGCUGAAUGGGUAAGAGAUAAGGGUCACCAUGUAAAAUCACAAGUUAAUGCAGCAUCAGGGGCGGUGGAACUGAUCCAGCUUCAAGAAGGGGUGAAAAGAGAAUCACAGGAUCCUGAGAACCUCAUGAAAAUCAUGGAAGAGAAAAAAGACGCAAUGCUUAGCUCUUUGUGGAAAAUUAAUGUGCUUGACAUAGAAUCCACUCUUUCACUCGUGUGUCAGGCAGUUUUAAGAGACAAUACUGUUUCAAAGGAUGUACUGAAGUUACGAGCCACAGCAUUGAAGAAGUUGGGAACAAUUUUCCAGGGUGCAAAAGCUAACUGUAGAAGGGAAAGCAGCCUUCGUGUGGAGACUGGCACCUGCAAUAUGUUUAGAUCAAAAAGCAAUUAGCAUUUCAGACUUCUGUAUCAAAGUGCUCUGUCGAUUGGUGAAGGAAAUCCAUAUUGUAGUGUGCAGGAGCUCAUUGGCUGAUAAUGCCAAAUUGUACUCCAUAACCUCUCUUAAGUUUGUGCGUCUCUAUUGGCAUGAUAACAUGUUUUCACAUUCGAUGAGGGAUUUGACUGCAGCACAAAGAUAAUUUACCUUGUGUAGGACACGUUUACUUGUUUGGUGGUUUCCUUUUCCUUUUCCUUGUCCAGAGGAUUUAUUACUGAAAACUAUUGAUUUGAUGAAAAAGGGUAUCUUGAAUUA